Vittaforma corneae ATCC 50505 is the source of this 516-nucleotide messenger RNA. RefSeq lists its product as uncharacterized. The record is from RefSeq and is a predicted model, not a curated record. Lineage: Eukaryota; Fungi; Microsporidia; Nosematidae. The transcript has a single exon. Bases 1 to 516 code for a protein of 171 amino acids.
AUGGACAAUAUCAAUGAAAGUGUAAUUGAUGAGCUAUGCUCAUUCUCGUUUGGUUCGUAUUUUGAUAAUGACAGUUUGAUAGUUUCUACUGAUACUGAUAAUAGUGUUAAGCUCUCUAAUACUAUCACUUCUUCCUUCCUCUCGGAUAUUUCUGAGGAUUCUCAAUCAUUUGCAUUUCCAGAAGAUAAGGAGAUGUCGAUGGAAAGCAUAGAUUGGAGUGUGCUGGAGCCUGUCAUAACAUUUGUCUCAUCCAAGUGUAUCAGUCAUGAAUAUAAACCAUCCUCACACAAAUACAAACAAGCUAAUAGCAUAUUAUCAGAUAAAUCAAUAGAGAAUAAGACAGGGUUGGUAGAAUCUCCCAGGAAACUCUUUCCAAAAAAGGACAGUGUCGAUCAGUCAAUUUUCUUUGAUCCUCGUUACCUUUAUUUCUUAAAGAAAGCGUGCAAUCUCAGUAAGAAGGAGUGUGUUGCUUAUGGAAAAGGAGCAGAUAAAACUACUGAUAGAUCGUUCAAAUAA